UGAAGGCAUCACGGGUCAUUACCAUAAUCGCGGUGUAGGGUCUCUCAUCCUCUUCAAGGUGUCUCCCCAGGCAGCUCACUCGCAGCCCUUUCCUUGCGUUUCAUCGAUCCAUUCCGAUACAAAUCGACGCUUUGUAAAUCUCGGGACCUUGCGUUGCCAUGAAGGGGAUCGGGGUCUUGGUGGUUUUCUUGGCGCUUUCCGCCUCUCUGCCGAACACCGCCGAAGCGGGCAGGAGCAAGACCAGCAACCAGAACAGCUUCCGACGGGCAGCUAAUGGCAUCUACCAGACCCUCAGCGGGGUUUUCGGAGAGGACAACAUUAGAGGGAUGUACAAGUUCUUCUCCAAAACCACAGAGCGGUUUGUCCAUGGAGUGGACUCCUUCCUCGACACCAUCUGGAAGAUCUGGUCAGAUUUACUCGAUGUGAUGGGCAUCGAAUCUUCCAACCUCAGCCACUACUUCAGCCCCACGUCUCUUACCAACUCCCCGGCGCGCGCCCUGCUCCUGGUCGCCGCGGUGCUCGUGGCCUACUGGUUCCUCUCCAUGUUCCUGGGCGGCUUCUUCUACCUGCUGCACGCCGUGUUCGGGCGCUUCUUCUGGCUGGCGCGCGUCCUGCUCUUCGCCCUCUCCUGCCUCUACAUCCUGCAGAAGUUCGAGGGGGACCCCGAGCGCGCCGUGCUGCCGCUGUGCUUCGUCAUGGCGGUGUACUUCAUGACGGGGCCCGUCGGCGCCUACUGGCGUCGGGGAGGAGGGGCCGGUUCGCUGGAAGAGAAAAUCGACCACCUGGACACCCAGAUCCGGCUGCUGAACAUCCGGCUGAGCCGCGUCAUAGACGGCCUGGAGCGUGCCGGGGACCAGUAGGUGUCAGCAGCAGGGGGGGGGGGGG
Molecule: messenger RNA, 885 nt
Organism: Pungitius pungitius (ninespine stickleback)
Lineage: Eukaryota; Metazoa; Chordata; Actinopteri; Perciformes; Gasterosteidae
Gene: bri3bp
Product: bri3 binding protein
Exons: 3
Coding region: 159-860 (233 amino acids)
Cellular component (GO): mitochondrion
Source: RefSeq, a predicted model, not a curated record